CCAUUCACAAACACAUCUAACCCAGUUCCUCACCUUCCAAGAUGUCUGAACCUCGUGAAACCAUCAUCAUAGUCGGAGCAGGCAUCGUUGGCUCAGCCCUAGCCCAUUUCCUCUCAUCCUGCCCAACCCCGCGAUCAAUCACCCUCAUCGAUCGCUCCUUCGGGCCCUUCCUCGGCUCAACAGGGCACGCACCCGGCUUCGUCGGCCAAUUCAACGACUCCAAAGUCCUCACCAAGCUAGCCAUCGACUCGGUCUCAGAAUACACCAAAAUCCCCGGCGGGUUCGAUACCGUCGGCGGCCUGGAAAUUGCAUUCCAGCCCGCGGGAUGCGAGCGUCUCAAGGCGCGAUGCGCAGCUGCCGCGCAGCUCGGCCUACCUGCUCAGAUGCUGAGCCUGAAUGAGGCACAUACACUUGCGCCGGAGCUCGUCAGAGACAACUCUUCGGACUCGGCCCCGGGGACGGCGGUGUUCUUCCCCACCGACGGGACCGCCGACGCAUGCAAAAUCACCUCCUUCUACCAAGCCACAGCAAAGAAAGCAGGCGUCGAUUUCCUACAAAGCUCCGUCGAGAAGCUGCUCUUCACACCAGACGGCCGAAUCAAGGGCGUCCAGGUAGUUGACAGCAGCUCCAGAACGCACCUCGACGCCGACAAGGUCAUCCUCACAACAGGUAUCUGGGCCCUCGACCUCUGCCGCGACCUCCCCUUCCCCGUCCCCGUCAUCCCCGUCGGACACCCCUACAUGCACGCCCGCACCCGAGACCCCUUGUCCCCACGAGAAUCCCCCCUGCCCUUUGUGCGCUGGCCGGAACACCACGUCUACGCCAGAGACCACGGCGCCCGCUACGGUAUCGGAAGCUACGACCACCCGCCCGUGGGCUGCGCGCCGAACCAGGAAGACGGGACAGCUAUUGGGGUGUGGAUCCCCGACUUUCGGCAGACGCUGGAAUCCGCGAGGGGGAUGUUGCCCCCCGCGACGGCGGCGGAGUUUGAGGAGGAUGGGAGCGAGAAGAAGAGCAGGAGCUUUAAUGGAAUAUUCUCCAUGACGCCUGAUAAUAUGCCGCUUGCUGGCGCAGUGACGUCGGUGCCUGGGUUGCAUAUGGCUGUUGCUGUGUGGGUUACGCACGCGGCUGGGACGGCCAAGUUUUUGACGGGAGUUCUUGAGGGGGAGGAAGUAGAUCGGGAGACGUUGGAGGCUUUGGAGCCGGAGAGGUUUGCUGGAAGGGAUUUUGCGACACUGGAGGAGGAGUCGCUUUGCGGGUAUAAUUCCAUUUACAAGACUGUGGCCAAGUAGGCGUGGCAAUAAUACCC
Messenger RNA from Colletotrichum godetiae, 1309 nucleotides. RefSeq names its product N,N-dimethylglycine oxidase. The transcript has a single exon. NCBI's taxonomy places the organism in Eukaryota, Fungi, Ascomycota, Sordariomycetes, Glomerellales, Glomerellaceae. Bases 42 to 1292 code for a protein of 416 amino acids. The record is from RefSeq and is a predicted model, not a curated record. Gene Ontology annotation, molecular function: oxidoreductase activity. Gene Ontology annotation, cellular component: cytoplasm.